This is a messenger RNA of Botrytis deweyae, 1437 nucleotides long. RefSeq lists its product as uncharacterized. Gene Ontology annotation, molecular function: zinc ion binding; DNA-binding transcription factor activity, RNA polymerase II-specific. Gene Ontology annotation, biological process: regulation of DNA-templated transcription. The transcript has a single exon. The record is from RefSeq and is a predicted model, not a curated record. The coding region runs from base 1 to 1437 and encodes 478 amino acids. NCBI's taxonomy places the organism in Eukaryota, Fungi, Ascomycota, Leotiomycetes, Helotiales, Sclerotiniaceae.
AUGGGCGGUACAGCGGUUCAUCCAUCACAAAGACGAUUUUCGUGUGAGUGCUGUAGAAAAAUCAAGGCGAGAUGUCAACGCUUAUAUGCACACGACUCCAAAUGUUCGCGGUGCACGCUUCUCGACCUAGAUUGCAUUGUAGGACAGCAAAGGAGAGUUGGAAGACCGCGACGAGCUGCUCCUGCAGAUGCUCAGGCACACAAACACCGAAAGAACAUAGGCUCAACUUUCAGUAAUCGGCAAGUUACCCCAGCCAGGGUACACAACCAUGUCGCAAAUCCCACCACAUCUCAUGAAUCUCCUUCGAAUAAGGAAGGAAACCACCACAAUUGGGGCAUAGACCUUCCAAUGGACACUUCAAAAGCUACGCUCAUUCCAACAGAUAAUGAAACUUAUCCCGGAGCACAAGUAUGGCCAGCUGUUGAUAUGAACUCUUUUGAUCAAAACCUCCUUACAUGGGAUGCUUCCAAUGACAUUGAUCGCAAUUUUUUCUUAUCCAACAACGAUUUGACCUUCAGCAGCGCUUCAUCAUCUGUCUCCCCACUCAAUGCGCCCCCCUCGACAGCCUCGUCGCCUGCUGAUAGUAUUCAUGGUGCCGAGGAAGAUAUCUCGGAGACGCCAGGGGCACAUCGACUACGACCUAUCACAACCUUAGAUGCCAUGGCUGAGCUUUCCAAAAUCAACCUCGAUUUGCACAUCCGCAUGGUUGCUGUGGAAGCGAAUAAAGCAACAUUGGAUUUCAACGGCAUCGUUUAUGAAAAAGGCCCGCUGUUUAUUGAAAAUCUUACGCUGGCUCAGUUCCUGUUGAAGGCAUCCCAAGACUUGAAGCUUGUCUUGAGGCGGAUCAUCAGCGGCCGAACGGCUCGUGGCAUGCCGUAUUCUACGCAAACAACAGAGACAAAACUACUGGAGUCAUUAACAUUAUCAUCACAAGCAUACUUAGGAAAACCCCGUAAUCCAACAUCGAAUUUUUCAUCAAAUUACUCCCCCUCUCCAGAACCAUUGUUUGCACCUCUUGCUCUAAUCAUCACAAGUGUCUUCAGCCAACUCCUUACACUCUGCGAGCUGAACGCUGAACUCAUGAUUAUCCGCGUUGAUCAGAGGGCCACAAACCCUGUUGUACAACUCCCUGGCCUCAAUUUCGGCAGCUUGUCCGUGGCAGAACCAUGCAUACAGGGAAUGGUCUUCUGCGAGAUCAUUGCACAUAUAAUGGAGGGUAUCGAGCAAGCCCUCGGCCUCGAUUCAGUCCUUGGAGUGAGCGGAACUGGAUUGCUAUCCGCGAGACAAAAAAAUGUGCUUUGGAGCGAGCUGGAUGGAAAACCUGGAACUAUCCCAGGCCAAGGUAUCAUGAGGCCCAUCAAUGUACGGAAGUCGUUUGGAAGACUUGCAGUCACUAUGAGGCAGAUUUCUAUGGAUCAAACUUUCAUGUACAUUUGA